AUGGCAGAAUUUACAAACAUUACAGGAGAGAAAAACGAGAAAACCAUAGCGGAACUGUAUUGCUCAACAGAAGAGGUACAUAACGAGGUGACCUUUCUUUCAGCGACAAAUAUUUUUCUGUCCAUGACUGCUUUUGUUGAAAACUCUCUGGUCCUCGUUGCGCUACACAAGACGCGUUCACUCCAUCCGCCGUCCAAACUACUGUUUCUAAACCUGGCGAUAACUGAUCUCUGUGUUGGUAUCAUUGUCGAGCCUUUGUAUGUAUCUUAUUUGAUGUCUGUUGUGAACGAAAGAUGGGAUAUUUGCUAUUACGCCCUUCUGUCAAGUUUUAUCACUGGCUAUGUUAUGUGUUCAGUAUCUUUACUCACUCUGACCACAACAAGUAUGGACAGACUUCUAGCUCUGUUGCUGGGGCUUAGGUACAGACAAGUUGUAACUUUGAAAAGAACACGCGUGACUGUAGCCAUUUUGUGGAUUUUGUCCAUCGUUAGUACUUCAUCUUAUUUUUGGGACAUUCGUAUAUUGGUAUUGUGGGGUAAGAUAAGUGUACCUCUGUGUCUCGUCGUCUCCGGUAUCUCUUACACAAAAAUUUUUGUCACUCUGCGUCAUAACCAUAUACAGGUACAGGAUCGCUCUUUUCAAGGACAGCUCCAGCAAACAACACUCCUGAACAAAGCCCGAUACAGGAAAGCAGUUUCCAAUGCCCUGUGGGUACAGCUGGUAUUAGCUUUUUGCUAUUUUCCUUAUAUUAUAGCGCAGGCUGUAACACCGCAGAGAGGGAUACCUUUAUCGGGUUUUCUUGCUAGGGAAUUUACAAAGACUCUAAUUUUCUUAAAUUCCUCUUUAAAUCCAUUGAUUUAUUUCUGGAAGAUGAGAGAACUUAGGCAAGCUGUUAAAAACACACUUUGUUGUUUAUCAGGUUAGUUCCUUAGGAUUUAUUAGGUCAGUAACAAGUCAAGGAAAAACAGUGAGGCACACAUCUGCAGAAAAAAAUGCUUCUUUUUAA
Molecule: messenger RNA, 1006 nt
Organism: Porites lobata
Lineage: Eukaryota; Metazoa; Cnidaria; Anthozoa; Scleractinia; Poritidae
Source: the annotation of a GenBank genome assembly